GAAGUGACGAGAUUUUGAUUUGUUUUGAUUUCAUCGCUGACGUGUAGUUGUUUAAAAUUAGAUUUUGACACAUUUAUGAUGCAAGAAUCUCUGUAAAACUUGAUGAGUAGUAUGAAAAGAUACACUUGACACUCAAGAAUUGACGGUGGUAGUUAGGAACGAGAGGAUUCUUCACAUUUUAGCAUUAUCUUAUAUUAUCGCCCACUAGGCCUACUAAUAGAUGGAAAUAAAAUCGAAUAAAAUAAAACUAAAGUUGUCAGACUAAGACUCAGAGCUAACACAAUAAUAUAAGGCAGAUUUCAAAGUUGAUACCGUAUAGAAUUGAACAUGGAAGAAAUAUAUCUGUUUGGAAUACUUAUAUUUCUCAUUUGGUUUUUCUUUAUACGAGGAAGUAAGAAGAACAAGCCAGCUUCACCAAAUGCCAGUCAAAGUGGUGGAACAUUUAGUGGCUUUUUUCAGAGCUGUUCAAACUCAAAGCCGAAUAGUGUUAUGAAGUUGUAUGGUGCAACACAUAUCAACGCAAUUGCUGAUAAAUUCACAAGUAUUGACGAUGUGACUAAAGCUAUAAGAAAAGCUGGUUUAGAAUCAAGCAAUCUUAUAUUUGGUAUUGACUAUACCAUGAGUAAUGAAUGGCAGGGGAAAACAACAUUCCAGGGCAAGAAUCUACAUGAUAUGUCUAGUGGAGGUGCUAGCCCAAAUCCUUAUCAGCAAGUGAUUUCAAUUAUUGGGGAAACCCUCAGCCCUUUUGACGAUGAUGGAAUUAUACCAACUUUUGGAUUUGGUGAUAUUUCAACCAAAGAUAAGGCAGUGUUUCCUUUCAGACAAGAAGGCUAUUGCAAUGGAUUCCAUGAUGUGCUAGCAUCUUAUAAUCAGUUGACUCCUUCAGUUAAGCUCAGUGGUCCAACUAACUUUGCACCACUCAUCCACCAGGCAAUCCAAAUUGUGCAACAAACAAAAUCAUACCACAUUCUGAUUAUCGUAGCUGAUGGACAAGUAACGAGUGAGAAACAGACAAUAAAUGCAAUAGUUGAAGCAUCAAAAUGGCCGCUUUCGAUAAUUAUGGUUGGAGUCGGUGAUGGACCAUGGGACAUGAUGCGUGAAUUUGACGACAAACUACCAACUAGAAAAUUUGACAAUUUUCAGUUCGUUGAUGCAAAUGGUGUAUUUCAGAACUAUAGGAAUAAAGAACCAGCAUUUGCUCUCCAUGCACUCAUGGAAAUUCCAGAUCAAUUUAAAGAAAUAAAAAAACUGGGAUUGUUGGAUUUGUAAUUUUAUAAACGCAUUAUUUUUGUAUAUUGUACUGUAUAUGGAAGAUUUUGUAGAUUUUGUCAGUGAAAUAAAUGAUAUUUUGUAUUAUUUACUAUUCCUAUUUUGUAAAGGAGGUAAAUAUAUAUUCUUUGUAUGUCUCUUUA
Messenger RNA from Owenia fusiformis, 1412 nucleotides. Lineage: Eukaryota; Metazoa; Annelida; Polychaeta; Sabellida; Oweniidae. The record is from the annotation of a GenBank genome assembly.